Messenger RNA from Postia placenta MAD-698-R-SB12, 318 nucleotides. RefSeq lists its product as hypothetical. The coding region runs from base 1 to 318 and encodes 105 amino acids. The transcript has a single exon. Lineage: Eukaryota; Fungi; Basidiomycota; Agaricomycetes; Polyporales; Adustoporiaceae. The record is from RefSeq and is a predicted model, not a curated record.
AUGAUACUGAUUGAGAUUUUACUUGGAAAUCGCACCGGCUCUGCAUCCUCGUCGUUACUGACCAUUUGCGCGAAAGAGUUGUUGAAAUGCGCUGACCCGCGUGGUCAGAAACGAGCUCGAAAGCUCGGGCGCGCGAGUAGCCGGGGGCUGGAGGCCCCUAUCGUAGUAUAUAACGACCGCGCGCGAUGUAUGUACCGCACGCGAUUGUCCCUUACGGGCAUCGCUACGCCCAUGGACAAACGCGCCCCGCGCCGUUCGCACCGUUGUUCCAACAAACCUGCUGUGCGUCGAGCCUUUUCUCUUCUUCUACUCGAAUAG